UUGUGUCUGUGUGUGUGUGUCUCACCAGACAUUGAUGAGUGUACCGAUGGCUUCGUGGAGUGUGACAGCAGAGCCAUCUGUGUUAACCUGCCUGGCUGGUACCACUGUGAGUGUCGGGACGGCUACCAUGACAACGGGAUGUUCUCAGCCAAUGGGGAGUCCUGUGAAGAUAUAGAUGAGUGUGCGACAGAAAGACACAGUUGUGCUAACGAUACGGUGUGUUUCAACGUGGACGGAGGCUACGACUGCAGGUGCCCUCACGGCAAGAACUGCACCGGGGACUGUAACCAUGACAACAAGCACAAACACAACGGGCAGAUCUGGGUGCUGGACAAUGACAGGUGCUCCGUCUGCUCCUGCCAGUCUGGUUUGGUGAUGUGUCGUAGGAUGGUGUGUGACUGUGAGUCCACCACAGCCGACCUGUUCUGCUGUCCAGAGUGUAACCCAGGCCUCAGCAGCCAGUGUCUGCACCAGAACAGACUAAUUACAUACAGCAGUGGAGACACCUGGGUGGAGAACUGCCAGCAGUGCCAGUGUAUG
Oncorhynchus keta (chum salmon) is the source of this 540-nucleotide messenger RNA. Its product is annotated as protein kinase C-binding protein NELL2-like. NCBI's taxonomy places the organism in Eukaryota, Metazoa, Chordata, Actinopteri, Salmoniformes, Salmonidae. The annotation marks the transcript as partial. Gene Ontology annotation, molecular function: calcium ion binding. The transcript has 3 exons. The record is from RefSeq and is a predicted model, not a curated record.